Molecule: messenger RNA, 2309 nt
Organism: Chironomus riparius
Lineage: Eukaryota; Metazoa; Arthropoda; Insecta; Diptera; Chironomidae
Source: the annotation of a GenBank genome assembly
CUUAGGAAGCGUACAUUAUCUAACACUCCAAAAUUAAACAAAAUAAAGGGAAAUUCUCUUGAAAUUAAUAAUUUUUAAUGUAAACAACAUUUUAAAAAGCAAUAUUUCCUCAAACGGAAAUGCAAUAAAGGAAGUGAAUUAAUUUUAGGCCUGGGAAAAAGUGAAUUUGAUUAAAAAAGAAAGAAAAAUAAUCCUGUGAAGAAAAAAAAAAUCGGGCGAGGUGCAAAUUUUGCCAAAAAAUAUUUUCGCACUGUGAAUUUAUAGAGUAUCAACAAACUCGCAAUGCAACAAACAACUUCCAUAGUAUUAAAAAGUCUCUCAAUUCUUCUGGGAUUAUUCUUCCUUUUCACUGGAUUUAUGAAAAUCAGCCCUUAUAUAUCAAAAGAACUGCACAGAGAUUUGCGAAAACAUUAUGUCAAAUAUGCGAAGGCAUUUCCAAUGGCAUCAUUGUUUGAUAUUAGAGUACCUUCAAAGUGGUAUCGUCGAAUUAUAGGAGCAAUCGAAGUCCUUUGUGGAGGCUUGAUGGCAGGAUUUCCAAGUCCAAAUGGAACACUUCUCUGCCUUAUGUUUUUGGCACUUUAUUCACAAUAUAUGGCUAACGAUCCAUUCGAACGACUUGGUCCGACAUUAGUCUUCAUUUUUAUGCUUGUAGGACGAUUAGUUAUAUUUUUUCAGUCAUACAGAAGUAAUCAAGCAAUGAAGACGUUUAUUUUUAAAACUGCAAUUUUCGUUCUACUCAUCAACACAGUUUGUGGAUGGAGACAUUUUUGGAAAGGAAGAAAAGUCGAUGGAAAUUUAGGAGAUCCAACUCAUUUUCAUUUGAAACUAGGAAAUGGAAGUGAAGAUUUAUGGUUCACACAAAAUUUAGAUCAUUUUCAGCCAUUAAAUAGAGAAACAUGGAAUCAAAGAUAUUACAUCAAUGAUGAAUAUUAUAAACCAAACGGACCCAUUUUCCUUAUGAUUGGAGGAGAAGGUGAAGCUACAUCAAAAUGGAUGCACAAAGGGGCAUGGAUUCAAUAUGCAAAGAAGUUUGGUGCACUUUGCUUUCAAUUGGAACACCGUUUUUAUGGAAAGUCUCAUCCAACUUCUGAUCUUUCAACCGAAAAUCUUCGUUUCUUAUCUUCGGAGCAAGCACUAGCCGAUUUAGCCUAUUUCAUUAAGCGAAUGAAUGAAAAAUAUAAAUUAACAUCUAAUAAAUGGAUUGCUUUCGGAGGAAGUUAUCCUGGAUCUUUAGCUGCAUGGCUAAGAGAGAAAUAUCCACAUCUUGUUCAUGGCUCUAUUUCGACAUCUGGGCCAUUACUUGCUAAAAUUGACUUUUAUGAGUAUUUUGAAGUUGUGCGAGAUUCUUUAUCUACUUACAAAAGCUGUGAUUGUGUUACAAAAGUUCAGCAAGCAAUUCAGCAGGUCGAUGUACUUUUAAAGCACAUGAUAGGACAACGAACUUUAAACGAAAAGUUUUUAUUGUGUGAUCCUAUUGAAAAAUCAAUUGACAAUCCGCUUGACAUUGCCAAUCUUUUUGAAGGUCUCGCUGGUGAUUUUGCUGGUGUUGUUCAAUACAAUAAAGAUAAUAGAGAUGGAAAUCCUGUAACCAUUGAUGAUGUUUGUGGAAUAAUGUGUAAUCAAACAAUUGGUGUUCCUGUAACUCGACUUGCUGAAGUAAAUAAAAUGAUUUUGAAGGAAAAUAAACAGCAAUGCUUUGAUUACAAGUAUGAUAAAAUGAUUGACCAAAUGAAAAAUAUUUCAUGGGAUUCAGAAGUAUCAGAAGGAGGUCGGCAAUGGACAUAUCAAACAUGUACUGAAUUUGGAUUCUAUCAAACAUCUGAUAAGCCAAAUCUUUUAUUUGGUGACAAGUUCCCAGCAGAUUUCUUUGUAAAGCAAUGUACAGAUAUUUAUGGAGAUAGUUUCAACUUUGAUGCUUUAAAUGGUGGCAUUGAUCGAACCAAUAUUAUUUAUGGAGCAUUAAAACCUGAAACUACAAAUGUUCUCUAUAUUCACGGUAGUAUUGAUCCAUGGCAUGCUUUAGGAUUGACGGAAACUAAUAAAAAUCAACGACAACCUACAAUUUAUAUCCAAGGAACGGCACAUUGUGCCAAUAUGUACGAACCUAAUGAAAAGGAUUUUCCACAAUUGAAACAAGCUAGAGAGGCAAUUGUGAAGUACAUUGAAGCUCUUCUCCACUAAACACAUGACACUGGAAUUACUAUAAUAAAAAUUGACUAUAAAACUUUUUCUUUUUCAAAUUCAGAUAGCGCUAGUUGUAACUGUCAUAGAAAAAUCUCAAAAGUAGGUAUUAAAAAUCUAUAUUUUAA